Messenger RNA from Pectinophora gossypiella (pink bollworm), 4403 nucleotides. RefSeq lists its product as uncharacterized. Bases 495 to 4214 code for a protein of 1239 amino acids. Gene Ontology annotation, biological process: cellular response to growth factor stimulus; protein phosphorylation; BMP signaling pathway. Gene Ontology annotation, molecular function: transforming growth factor beta receptor activity; ATP binding. The transcript is spliced from 12 exons. The record is from RefSeq and is a predicted model, not a curated record. Gene Ontology annotation, cellular component: signaling receptor complex; plasma membrane. NCBI's taxonomy places the organism in Eukaryota, Metazoa, Arthropoda, Insecta, Lepidoptera, Gelechiidae.
GUGAUAAAAAGCGGAGCGAAAUGUCAAGCGAUAUAAAUUAUUUUUCUAUAAAUUUGACAAGUACUCAGAAAAUUAUUAAAUACUGCAGUUGUUUUUUUAAAUAUGCGCUUGACUGAACUUGAAUCAAAUCAACAAAUAAAAUCAGCACUAUUUGUUUACGUCGGUCAUUGAUGUAAAAGGUUUCAAUUGUGUGGUUUUGUGCAAUAAUCUCAAAUUUUACUUAACUUUAGAGCAUAUGGGACAUGCUAAAAGUCUACAAAACUCAUUUCCAUAUCGCGUGUCGAAACUCGUGGCCGAAACAUGAAUACUGCAGUGUCACUUUAAGAUACUAGAAAAUCAAUAAAUUGUGUCCUGCCUGCAGCUUGGUUGCUAAACGUCCACAAAAUGAAGCUAGAUAGCCUUUGGGCGUGCAAUUGAGUACUUUAUAUCUCUAUUACUUUAUAAAAACCUUUAGUUAUGUAGUUUUUUCACGAAGAACUUUAUAAACUUUUAUCAUGGAAGGUAUUAUAGCGCAGAGAGUGACGCCUCUACUGAAGUGCGUAGUGUUAUUCUUAUUCAUUUUCACGGCAAAGGUGCUCACGUCGCGGCCCCACGAGAGCCAAGACGGGAAAAACAGUAUUCAACACCUGAAACCAUCACAUUUUGUUAGGACUUUCACCAAAUAUCAUCACAGGAGAACCAUUCAAUGGAACCAAGAGGACUGGCCGUCAGAUGAGCACCCAAAAGUUAUACAGAAAAGAAACGCGGAAGUCGCAGAAUCAGAUUCUUAUGAUAAUUACCAAGAAAAUUGGGAUGACCAUCAAAUUGUGAAACGGAACCCAGACAUUCCAAAUUCAAAUGAGUUUAUUUCGUCAGGCAAAGGAAGUUAUCCUUUGAGCCUAUCUCAGAGUCUUAGAGACAACAUUGGUGUUGAAAAAACUGCUAUUUCUGGUGGAAAUAAUGGGGCUAAAAAUGGCUUAUCUAAUGAUGUAAAGAAGUAUAAGGUGAAGGCAGCACAUGUGCCUACAGACCCUCCUUCUACAACCACAGGGCCCACUAUUACUUGUUUGUAUAAGACAAAUAGUGUUGCCAUGAGCGUGACUCCGUCUUAUGAUGAUGAUAGCAAUGCUCAAUUGAUGGUAGAAAAUGAGAAUUUUGAUACGGGUCCUAUCUCCAUGACAACCUUGCCGUCCGGUGAGACGGUGCAAGUGGAACACUGCACGGACGCUCGGGCCUACUGCUACACAUUGUGGCAUCAGGAUAACGAUGGGAAUGUCACUAUCUUUGGCCAGGGUUGUUGGCGCUCGUCCCGCGCGGCUGGUCGCGGCGGCUGCGACCGCUGCACGCGGGUGACACCCCGCCUGCCAGCCACUAACUUCUGCUGCUGCACGAUGUCUUACUGCAACACGCACUUCUCAUAUCUGGAAGAAGAACUAGUCCCCCUGAAGGCGGAGUCUCCUCGCGAGGGCUGGUCGCGGCGUGCCGGCUGGGGCGGAGCCCUGUCCGGGGCCCUAGCGCUCCUGGCCGUACUGGCUGCAGCCGUAGCGCUGGCGAGGCUGUACUGCCGACGGACUACGCCUCCUAGUGAUACUGAGAAAGCGGAUGUGAUGGGCAGUGGUCCGGACGCGCUGGCUACUGGCCUGUUGUGUGUCGACAACCUCACACUAAUUGAACACAUAGGCCAGGGUAAGUUCGGGUCGGUAUGGCGCGGGACGCUAGGCUCCACCUCGGUGGCGGUGAAGCUGUACUCCAACGAGAGCGCCUGGCAGAAGGAGGCCGCCAUUUACGCGCUGCCGCACCUCGCGCACCCCAACUUACUGCGCUACUACGGCAGCGACUCCCGCACGUCGCCGCUGGGCGCGCGGUCGCAGCUGGUGGUGCUGGAGCUGUGCGGCGGGUCGCUGCGGGCGCGGCUGCAGGCGGCCCCGCUGUCGUGGCCGCAGUACGCGCGCCUGGCGCACGGGCUGGCCGCCGCGCUGGCGCACCUGCACUCGCACUCGGGCAGCAAGCCAUGCGUGGUGCACAGGGACGUGAACAGUAACAACGUGCUGAUAGUCAACGGGGAUGCACGCCUCGCCGACUUGGGGCUUGCGCAGGUGCUACCACCGCGCAGCCAGCCCAGCCAGCCUAGCAGGAUCGCUGAGGCGGGAACUCUCCGCUACCUCGCCCCGGAAGCCCUAGAAGGCGCCCUAGACCUCUCCGAAGCCCGAGCGGCCCUAUGCGCAGUGGACGUGUUCGCGUUAGGGCUGGUGCUCUGGGAGCUGCUCUGGCGCUGCAGCGGGGCCCACGCGGGGGGCACCCCGCCCUACAUGCUGCCGUACCAGCACCAUGGCAUCCCGAACAAUCCUACAUUGCCCGUCAUGCAGAACCUGGUCUCCCGCAACAAGGCUCGGCCUCCGCUGCCCAAGCCGCCGGUGGCAGAGUGGCGCGCGCUCAAAAUCGCUGCCGACACUUGCGACGAGUGCUGGGACCACGACGCCGAGGCCAGAUUGACUGCGGUCUGCGUAGAGGAACGUAUGUCGGAGUUGAAGCAGCUGCUGCAGCCAACACGACCCCUGGUUCAUGACAACAACCUACAUCCGCAUCCGCCUGACGCCAGCGUCUCCCCUCCGGAACCAGACAAGAACUCGAACUGCACCGCGCAGCAGUGCGACGUCACCACCCCCCUCCUCUACCCGCAACCACACAUCGGCAGGAACGCCUGCAUAGAACGCAACACGCACACACACACCGCCAGCACCGUCGAACUCAUACAUAAAAGCUUAAAAGACAUCACAGCCCCACAAGACGCCCCGAGGGUACCGAAUUUCGAAGAAAACUGUCUUUCGGUUGCAAGGGUCAACCACCACAGACCAAUUAUACAUGACUACGAAAACUCUGACAGGCUGAAUGAUAUAAGGUCUUACCAACGACCGCUAGAUUACAUACCGAACGACGUAAGCACACAUGACGCCGAAAGACGUCCGAAACAGACCAACCUGUUGCAAGACGUCAAAAUUGAAAAACCAAAAUGGGGGAUUAAGAGGUUUUUCGAGAAAAAACUCGGGAAAAGUUCCAAGUUAGAGACCGAGGUGAAAUUGAUCCCGGAACAUAGUAAUGGUGUCGUCCAAAAUGGGCGAACGAAAACAUCGAUUGUUAACGGAAAAUGUGAGAGUCGACCGAGCAACUUAGUGUUGGAUCACGAGAAAUAUAAUUUCGAAAUCCCUUGCACCUUAUCGCCACCAAACAGAACGUUAUCCCCUACCAUGCUUAUGGAGUCAAAUUUAAAUCGAGAAAAUCGCGUCUUUGGUUUCAAAGAGCUCCCUGCUCGGGACGAAGAAAAUAAACCACAGAAUCAAAUAUUUGCCGUCAUAGUUCCCAAGGCGAAACCUCCAGACUUGACAAACUUAAUAGAAAUGCGAAACAAAGGUAGAGGGAGUUCUGAAAGCGUCAAAAACUCUAUCAGAACCUCAAUGUCAUCUCAGAGCAUAUUCAAAUCUGGACAUUCUGAGUCGGAAGAUUCUACGACUAAAAAGCGCUUGAGUUGCGACAACCGCAUCAUAACAGAUAACAGCGGGCGGUCUUCUCGAGCUAGUAUCAAUUUGGAGCUUCAGUAUUUAGACAAUAAUCCAGAUAACUUCACAAACGACAGCCCCUUCGACCUCAAUUCCGAUUGCUCGAGUAGUGAAGACGAACAUUUGAUGCUCCUAUCAGAAAAUGGCGGCUCAAAGAUCACGAUGCAGACCAUCAAACCUGAAAACUUGAACGACAAAAAGAAAUAUCAAAACGAGGUCCUGAAAGAGUCGAGCCACAAGACGGAAUUAGGUUUCAACUUCCAGAACAAAUACAAAAACUUCGAUAAUGAGUUUAGCGAUCCUAAUGAUAAGGAAAAUUUAGUAAACGGAUACAGCGGUGACAACCCUGUUUAUAUUGCAGCUUUGAACGGCGAAAUCGAUACGACAGACUUGAAGUUUCAGCAAGAAUUGAACGGGGACAGGAGUCCGAAGUCCCCCAAACCCUGUCUGAAGAGUCUGUCAAUAAAAAGGCAGCAUUCUCUGGAACAAGUCAGCGAGAUAUUUUCGUCCUCCAGCGAUUUGAAUCUGCAGAAUCCAGCUGGUAGAGUGAAAACUCCUGGGGACUUGCCGGUAGCUAUACGGAAGGCGAGGAGGGAUAGGGCUCUCCAGAAAGGUAGGGCUAAUGAGUGUAACAGAUUGAGUCUGUACGAUGACAGGAUGAUGUUUGGGAAUAGUUUGUAAGUAAGCUGGUGGCUGGUGCCGAUUCUGACAGACAGGGUGAUUCUUCGAACACUGGAACAAUGGAAGUCAUUGGAAGGAAAACUUGAAGUCAAUAUCGAAAGAAAGAAAGAAAGAAAGAAAGAAAGAACGCAAAAAUACGCAGAGCCGUGGUAGCCCAGUUGGUAGAAUGCUUGCCUCUCACUUUGAGGU